GCGGGUACAGGCCUCGGCGGAGCUCGCCCCGCGCCGCGUCCCCACCUGUUGCGGCGGCCGCAGCGCUUGGGCGUGGGCUGCAGAGAUGGGCCGCUACUCCGGCAAGACGUGCCGGCUGCUCUUCAUGCUGGUGCUCACCGUCGCCUUCUUCGUGGCUGAGCUGGUCUCGGGUUACCUGGGCAACUCCAUCGCGCUGCUCUCCGACUCCUUCAAUAUGCUGUCCGACCUGAUCUCGCUGUGCGUGGGCCUGAGCACCGGCUACAUCGCCCGGCGCCACCCCGGGGGCUUCCGGGCCACCUACGGCUACGCCCGCGCCGAGGUGGUGGGCGCGCUCAGCAACGCCGUCUUCCUCACCGCGCUCUGCUUCACCAUCUUCGUGGAGGCCGUGCUGCGACUGGCCCGGCCCGAGAGCAUCGAUGACCCCGAGCUGGUGCUCAUCGUCGGCGCCCUGGGGCUAGCGGUCAACGUGGUGGGGCUGCUCAUCUUCCAGGACUGCGCCUCCUGGUUCGCCUGCUGCUGCCGCCGCCGCCGUCGCCGCCUGCAGCAGCAGCAGCAGCUGGCCCAGGACGGCGCUCGCGCAGCUUUCGGGGACCUCCAGGGCGCGGAGGACCCGCAGCACGCGGCGAAAGCCCCUGGCUCGGACUCGGCCGUGAUCCUCCGGGGGGCCUCGGUCGAGAGGAAGCAGGAGAAGGGGGCGACCGUGUUCUCAAAUGUAGCAGGUGAUUCCUUGAACACCCCAAAUGAGCCUGAAGAGAUGAUGAAAAAGGAGAAAAAGUCCGAAGCCCUGAAUAUUAGAGGUGUGCUUUUGCAUGUGAUGGGAGAUGCCCUGGGAUCUGUAGUUGUGGUCAUCACAGCCAUCAUAUUCUAUGUGCUUCCCUUGGAAAACAAGGAAUGUAACUGGCAGUGCUACAUUGACCCCAGCCUGACUAUAGCCAUGGUCAUCAUCAUUUUGUCAUCUGCCUUCCCACUGAUCAAGGAGACGGCUGCCAUUCUGCUGCAGAUGGUCCCCAAAGGGGUCAACAUGGAAGAGCUGAUGAGUAAACUCUCUGCCGUGCCUGGAAUUAGUAGUGUACAUGAAGUGCACAUCUGGGAACUUAUAAGUGGAAAGAUCAUUGCUACCCUGCACAUCAAAUAUCAGGACAGGGGACAUCAGGACGCCAGCAUGAAAAUCCGAGAAAUUUUCCAUCAGGCAGGAAUCCAUAAUGUGACCAUCCAGUUUGAAAAUGUGGACUUGGAAGAGCCCCUGGAGCAGAAGGACUUAUUUUUGCUCUGCAGCUCGCCUUGCAUCUCCAAGGGCUGUGCUAAGCAGCUUUGUUGUCCCCCUGGUGUGCUACCUCUGGCCCAUGUCAAUGGCUGUGCUGAACAGAAUGGCAGCCCCCCACUAGACAUAUACCGAAGUGAUGGCCUCAGCAGAAGAGACACAACAGAAGUGGCCAUUGAAAUCCCUUUGGAUGGAUGUCCAAGGGACCAUGGACAAUCGCUUACAACCCAGGAGGACCAGUGUUAUGUCAACAGCACACAUUUUUAAUCUGGUACCCACACGAUCAGACUUUAUAGACAAGGCACUUUGGAACCACCACCUUGGCUUGUGGAAAGAGCUCUGUGGGGUGUAGGCUCUGAUCAAGCUUGCAGUGUGGGCUCUCUGGGUUUACUGAGGGGUUGGCUGUUUGGGAUUUUAGUUGGAUGUGUCUGUUAAUCUUUAUGUAACUGAUAACCCCUUUCCAUUCCCCUGGGGGUCUCAUGCUGCUGUUGGAUAGUUUUAGCUUGAACAUUCAUUUUUCUAGAGUGAACUGCACUGGUGUAUAUAUCAGGGACAUCAGAGGCUGGAACUCAGUGAAUGUAGACACAGUAUUCAAGGAAGUUCUUGUUUUUAAACUGAUUAGAACUUCUGACUGACUCUCAGGUGAGCUCAUAGCCUAAAUAUGUUGAAAAUAACUGAAUCAGAGCUAUAUUUUCUCCAUUCUGUUAAAGAUCAUAAGGAAGGAAGGUUAGGUAUUUAUGGCACUGCAGACAUAUCUUUUUUCUUUGAUUCAUUUUAAAAUAAAUGUAAAAUAAAUACCUAUUAAGGUAGAAACAUGUUCUCAGAACAUUAAAGGAGGUACAGUUUAAUAGGAAGGGGGCAGAAAAGAAGUCGUUUUUAACCAUUUUGUCAUUAUGUGAGAUGAGAAAAAACUAAUGUUUACUUUCUGCUGUGUACUGAAUUGCGGCUAUAGGGUGUUUCAGAUGUUUAAAUAUAUUUUUACUUUCUUAAGUAUGACACAAGUACUUAUAUACUGCCUUUUAGAGUCAGUACAGUCGGGACUGUUUUCAUUUAGUGCUUUGAUAAUGAUUUACUUAUUUGUCCAAAUUUGUUUUGAGUUUUCUUUCAUAGGAUCACAUUGAUCUAUACAGAAUUUACUAGAAAUAAAUGAGUAUUCCCGAGAUAGGAGAAUAUAUAAUAUUGAGGGUUCAUUCCUUUCAAAAAAAUAAGCUAGACUGUCUUUUCUUUAAUUAGAUACAUUUUAAAGUAUUUAUUAUAGUUGCAACUAGUACCUUGAUGGAAAAGUCGAUGUCCAAGGGAGAAAUGAGAAUUAAUUUAACUGCUGACUUUAAUGUGCUUUGAGGAACUUAGAGUUUUCCUUUAUGUCUCUGAUCCAGAUCACCAAGUUCAAAUAAAUGUUUUAUAAUCUGAUACAGACCCAUAACCGAA
Otolemur garnettii (small-eared galago) is the source of this 2689-nucleotide messenger RNA. RefSeq names its product solute carrier family 30 member 10 (gene SLC30A10). Gene Ontology annotation, cellular component: membrane. The coding region runs from base 86 to 1528 and encodes 480 amino acids. The transcript is spliced from 4 exons. Gene Ontology annotation, biological process: intracellular zinc ion homeostasis; detoxification of zinc ion; manganese ion transport. The record is from RefSeq and is a predicted model, not a curated record. NCBI's taxonomy places the organism in Eukaryota, Metazoa, Chordata, Mammalia, Primates, Galagidae. Gene Ontology annotation, molecular function: zinc ion transmembrane transporter activity.